AUCGUGGUGCGACGACGAGAGGCUCGUGGCUGCGUGCAACGUUUAUGUUCGAUGCCUGAUCAGUAAAAUUGAGAAGCUCGCGCGAAUCAAUUUGCCAAGCUUCUAAAUACAUUUGACACUUAAUUGAAAUAUGGCGGAGUACAGUGAUAAGCUCUCCGCACUCGUACAAUUUCGAAAAUAGACAGAUGUCAAUGCGACAAGUGUGUGUGCGGAUGUGUGCUGCUUAUGUAUGUACAUGUGCGACUGCGUGUGUGCUGUCUGCUCUCGAAGAGUGAUCGACGACAAAAGAUUUAAUAUGCAUUGUAGCAAUUAAGAAGCAAAGAAAAACGUAAAGAUGCUGCUGCAACAAUUUGCAGAUUUAUUAAGCUUAAUAACAAUAGGAAUGUGCUUUGUAUUAAAAAUUCCGCAAAUAUUAAAACUGGUUUCCGUCAAGUCGGCCGAUGAAAUAUCCACGCUAGGAUUGCUCUUAGAAUUAACAAGCUACACUGUGAUGACUAGUUAUAAUUACACGAAUCGUUACUCGUUACUGUCUUACUUGGAGUAUCCGAUAAUAUUAGUGCAGGAAUAUAUACUGAUAUACCUCGUUCUGAAAUAUUUGAAUAAGAUUAAUAUGUGGUCCUUCGUAUGUGCCAUAACGUAUUUUACACUGAGCAGCUGUUUGCUGUUGGAAAUUGUUCCAAAAAUCGUACUUACAUUUUUAGCGCCAAUGUGUACUCCGAUUUCCGCUUCCAGUAAAGUCGUUCAAUUGCUGGCUAUACUUAGAGCUAAAAACGCUGAAUCGGUGUCGCCUCUCACUUGGUUUAUAUCCGCCUUCACGAAUUUGACGAGGGUGUUCACGAUAUGGAUGGAUUCGGCUGACGUACUGUUGCUGGGGAACUUCAUCAUCUCGGUGCUGCUGAGUUCCAGCAUCAUGUUUUCCGCCCUUUAUUACAGAAGCCGUCCGGUGAAGCAGGAUUAAAUCAACAGAAAAUUACAACUGGGCUAGUCGCGAGAGCGUAUGCUAUAAAAUUGACAACUUAUGCUACAUAUUUGUUGAGAAAAUUUUAACUGUAAAAUUAAGAAUAUUCCACAAAAUAUAGUUUAGCUUAUUGUUAGCUCUGACCAAGAAA
Linepithema humile (Argentine ant) is the source of this 1109-nucleotide messenger RNA. Its product is annotated as solute carrier family 66 member 3. Lineage: Eukaryota; Metazoa; Arthropoda; Insecta; Hymenoptera; Formicidae. The record is from RefSeq and is a predicted model, not a curated record.